Messenger RNA from Triticum turgidum subsp. durum (durum wheat), 927 nucleotides. Lineage: Eukaryota; Viridiplantae; Streptophyta; Magnoliopsida; Poales; Poaceae. The record is from the annotation of a GenBank genome assembly.
AUGAGGGGGAGGAGGAGGGGGAGCAGCGGCACGGCCACCGACUUCCUCGUCUGCUUCCCGCCGCGGGCGCACCUGGCGCUCAUGCCGCCCAAGACGGCCUGCAGCCCGUCGCGGCCGUCCGCCAGCUCCGAGCGCCGGCACAGCACCAGCGGCGCCCGGCCGUCGUCGUCCGGCUCGCACCUCAGGGUGGCCGCCAACAGGAACCCGAGCCGGCGCCACCACGCCGUGGACGUCGGCGAGGACAACGAGCCGUCGUCGCCCAAGGUGACGUGCGCGGGGCAGAUCAAGGUCUCCCGGUCGGCCAAGCCCAAGGCCGCCGGUGCUGGCGGGAAGAAGAAGGCCACGUGGAUGCAGGCGCUCGGGAUCAAGAAGGACGCCCUGCCCUUCCUCAGCGCCCUGCACGGCGCCUUCCGGCUCAACGUCUCCGGCUGCUUCGGCAGGUUCCCCGGCGCCGUCGUCGAGUACACCUCCGGGGAGGAGGACGAGGAGGAGGAGGAGGAGGAGGAGCAGGCGGGGCGCGCGGGGAAGGAGACGGAUCGGCGCCACGGCGACGCAUUGGCCAAGUGGUUCAUGGUGCUCGAGGAAGGGAAGAGGGCUCCCCGCAAGAACCAGGAGCACGAGCUACCGCACGAGGAGCAGGAGAAAGAAGACGCGGCGCCGCCGGCGAACGCGCUGAUGCUGAUGCGGUGCCGGUCGGCGCCGGCGAAGGGGCUGGCGAGGAGGCUAGGAGUAGCCGACGCAGGGGAGGACGAGGAGGAGGCCGAGAGCGAGAGCAACAAGGCAAGGGAGGAAGAGCCGGAGAAGGAGAACCUGGUGGUGAUGAGGUACCCGCCCGACUUCUUCCAGGUGUCCAUGGACAUCGCCAAGGAGACAUGGAUCGUCGGCGGCGACGACUCGGUCCUACGCUGCCGGAGCUGGAAGAAAUGA